Lolium perenne is the source of this 821-nucleotide messenger RNA. Its product is annotated as heavy metal-associated isoprenylated plant protein 39. Lineage: Eukaryota; Viridiplantae; Streptophyta; Magnoliopsida; Poales; Poaceae. The record is from RefSeq and is a predicted model, not a curated record. Gene Ontology annotation, molecular function: metal ion binding.
UAUAAAUAUGAGCUGCCCCUGCCACACUCCCUUCCACCCACAUCUACCUACGAUUUCUUCGUUACGCACUGAGCUCGUCGCCGAGUACUCGCUGCGGAGCUUGCACCGGCAGCCGUGCCGCCGCGACAAGAGGGAUUCGCCGGAUCGUUCCCGGUCGGCCUGAUGAAGAAGGUUGUGCUCAAGCUGGACCUGCACGACGACAAGCACAAGCAGAAGGCGCUCAAGCUCGUCUCCGGCUUCCUCGGCGUCGAUCAGGUCGCCGUGGACAUCAAGGACCAGAAGAUGACGGUGGUUGGCACCGUCGACCCGGUCGACGUCGUGGAGAAGCUGCGCAGCAAGCUCUUCCCCACGGCGAAGAUCGUCUCCGUCGGCCCGGCCAAGGAGGAUAAGAAGGACGACAAGAAGGAAGGCGGCGACAAGAAGGACCCGAGCAAGGACGUGGCGUACCUGCCGUACUGGUUCCCGCCGCCGCCGCACCACCCGCACUACUUCGUCUGCAGCGCCGAGGAGGACCCCAACUCCUGCGUCAUCUGCUGAUCGACGCGCGCCGCCGAGGAGGGAGGUUCCGCUGUACAUUUAGUAGAUAAUAGCCUGCCUGCUGAUCGAUCGGGGAUGGUCAACGGUGAUCGACGGCGUGCAGUUAUAGAACUGUGUGGUGUAAGGUAAGGAUUGCACCGGCGAUCAGGAAGUUUCUAAAGUGAUGAUGAAGAUACUAUGGAAUUACAGUAUGGAGUGUGGUAUGUGUAGUAGAACGGUUUCGCCGACGCAUAUCUUCGGACUUGAGAACGACUUGAUAUUAUUAUAGUAGUUCAUUACUUGAA